Messenger RNA from Aspergillus nomiae NRRL 13137, 693 nucleotides. Its product is annotated as DsbA family oxidoreductase. The record is from RefSeq and is a predicted model, not a curated record. The transcript is spliced from 2 exons. Lineage: Eukaryota; Fungi; Ascomycota; Eurotiomycetes; Eurotiales; Aspergillaceae. The coding region runs from base 1 to 693 and encodes 230 amino acids. Gene Ontology annotation, molecular function: oxidoreductase activity.
AUGACGAACUUUAACAUCCAGAUCAUCUCGGACAGCGUUUGUCCAUGGUGCUACGUAGGCUUGCGCCGUCUUUCCCGCGCCAUCGCAACCCAUAAAUCUGCUCAUCCCGCUGAUACAUUCACCCUCACCUGGCAUGCCUACUACCUGGGACCCGACAGCCCGCCUUACCCGGGCAGAGACAAGAGAGAGUACUAUAUCAGCCGGUUCGGUGAAGAUAGGUUCUCUCAGAUCUCUAGCAAACUCGGCGAGGUUGGACGACAAGAAGGGAUAGCUUUCAAAUUCUCCGGCAGGAUGGGGAAUACACGGGAUUCGCAUCGGGUGAUUUGGUAUGCUGGGAAAAAGGAGAGGGAAGCUGGCGCUCCGGCGGCCACUGAACCGGGUGUAGUCGGUGGCUUGCAAACAAGGGUUGUCGAGAAUCUUUUCAAGGCAUACUUCGAGGAAGAGGGGAAUAUCACAGACCAGAAUAUACUCUUGGAGGCUGCGGUGUUGGCCGGACUAGAUCGCGGUGAAGUAGAGAGACUUUUGGCAUCCGACGAGGGAGGGCAGCAGGUAGAUUUGGAGGCAGCUCGGGCCCAGAGGCAAUUGGUUUCUGGUGUGCCCUAUUACACGAUCCAAGGGCAGUAUGCCAUUGGGGGGGCCGAGGAUCCCUCGGCAUUUUUGCAGGCUUUUGAGCAGGUGAAGCAGAACUCUUAG